Molecule: messenger RNA, 3692 nt
Organism: Dendronephthya gigantea
Lineage: Eukaryota; Metazoa; Cnidaria; Anthozoa; Malacalcyonacea; Nephtheidae
Exons: 4
Coding region: 144-3602 (1152 amino acids)
Cellular component (GO): plasma membrane; cytoplasmic vesicle
Source: RefSeq, a predicted model, not a curated record
UCCAACGAGUUCAGAAUAUCAUCUGAAAAUGAAGAUUCCUUUUAAAACAUACAAAAAACGGCAUUGAAGGUACAGAAAAUAUUGGCAGAGUGAAGACAAGGCCCCCUUCAAGGGAGCGCCGCUCUGUAUCGCGUGGCAAUGCCAUGUCGAACAGAUUUUUGUUCAACUUUGCGAGGAUAAAACUUCAUCUCUUUUACUUGAUUGUUUUGUCGAUUUUGACAGAUGUUUGUUGUGAGAGUAUAAGUUUUGUUUAUAAUGGAAAUCAUAUUUGCCGAUUCGGAACGAGCAGUGUUCGCUUUGUUGGGUACGCAGGAAGACAAGCCGGCCGUGACAUCGGGACAGUGAAGGACCUCACGCGUGAAUCAAAAAGCGAUUUGUUGCAAGGCCUUUGUCUCGAGCUUUGUUGUGACCGGAAAUGGUGUAGGACAACCGUUUUGUCGCGAAAAAAGUGCAAAGAACACAAGAAAGAUUCAAGACUAAAUGUCCGGAACUUUAAGGCAAAGAUCAGAUCGUUGCCCUUUCUAAAAAAGGAUAAUUUGAAAGGCCAAAGUCCUUCUAAAACGCACAGAGAAAACAAAGCAAAAGGACGGUUCAUUCAAGAGCAGAGAGCUCAGUCGGAAGUUUCUCGCUUAGAAAAGCGAUCUUUAUCGGAUUCUUCAAAAAUCCUGCCAAGCGAUCCAAGCAAAAGGAAAAGAAGAUUGACUAGAAUUAGGUUUAUUAAGGUAAAAGAGAUUCACCCUGAUGCUCCUGAACCGCAUGUUUUUCAUGGACAUGUUCGAGAGAGUGUUAAAUCUGAACAGGAGCAAAGAAAAGAUAAAAAUAAAAAUGCAAAAGUUCAAGCGAGUAAUGGUAUGCCCAAAGCUCAUAGCGCUACUGUUCUCACCAAGAUCAUCGACGAUGUCAAUCACAUUCUUAAGAUUUUGGACAAGAAAACAAAAUCGGACACUUUUUCGAACAGUGAGAAAAAGUCUAAAGUCAGCGGCGGAAAGUUUUCGACACCAAAGCAAGACGUUUCUAGAAACAAAAAUUCUAGUUCUCAAAAAAAAGACCACCAGAGAAUUCUAGAAAUCUUCUUUAAUUCCCAGAGUAAUUCUGAUGGUCAUGAUGAUGGCUACCAUGGUGAUGGUAACCAUGGUGAUGAUGACCAUAUUGAUGAUAGAAUUGAAGGUUCACAUGAUUCUUUGCCACAAAAUAAAAACGUCGACAAAGUUGUGCAAGAUACAGGAGAAAAAAAAUCAGGUGAAGAAAGAUUGAAUCAUUUCGAGGAUGACUUAGAAAAUGAGGUGAAUAAUCUACUGGUGCAACUUGGGUCUGAUUUUUCAGGCGAGUCGCAUAUGCAUAGCCAGCAACCAGAAAACAUUGUUGCUCUAAGUAGUAAUGAUCACAUAGGUUUUGAUGGCGCUAAAUCAAAAGAUCAUUUAAAUGAUCCUGAUGGUUUAAACUCCAAUGAUGCACCUUUUCAUACGAAGAGGAACAAUGCGGGGAACACACAACCCAAUGGUGUUUACCAUCUUGGGACAACCCCUGAUACAGAUGAAGAUAUUCUUGAUAUGAUCACGAAUAUUUUACAGGAUCAUCCUUCCCCAACGACAAAUGCCGGCAGAGACAAUGAUAGCGAAGACAACAGUUACAUUGACUCUUAUAAUAAUACCAAUUUAAUACAAUCAUCUUCGAAUAUUUCGAAAGGUGAAGUACUUGCAGUAAAUUCUACUGUUAGUCGCCUAAAAGAGGAUGAGACUGAACUCUUUUACAAUCUUGAUGACAAACUCAUCGCAAAAGAUGGCAAUAGUAUGGUACCUGCUGAAAAUACGAAUGUUCACCACACGAUUGAGAAAGCUGUUUCUGGUGGCAGGUCGCGCAGUGGGGUGCCUGCAACAGCAGAUGAAGAUUUAAACAACCCUCAAAGAAUAGGCGGUCUUAGAGAUACUUCUCUACUUCAAAAUGAAGAUAGUAGUAGUAGUAAAAGUAAAGUUAAAAGUGUGGAGAAAAAUUACACAGACUUUGCUCUGAAGUUUGAAAAGACCCCCACGCCAAGUUCCCAGCUCCUCCAAACCUUUCCGGGAGCGAUCUCUUACAAUGUUAAGCUAGCUAAUGAAGAGUCGCCUCCUGGAAAGGGGGCGCAGGAGAAACCUGCACACCAGGAAUCCGUCGUUAUGCGAAAAAGCAAAAACAAUACAAACUCGUUUAUUCCAAAUAAAUUCAUGGAGCACAAACUCGACGACAAACAAACGAUGACCCAUCGAAUAUUCGAAGUCGGACAAGCAGCAAUCGAGGCAGGCAAAAACAUGAUUUUCGCGCAAGAAUCUCACGUAGAUGAGAAAAAAAUUUACGAUAUUGUUGGGACAAAGAAUGUGACUUCGGUGGGCAGAUAUCUUAUUACUAUUGGAGAAGAACUCCUGAACAGAGGAAAGACGUUGAGUUCACGGGAAGUUUCUUCCAAAGAUUCGUCUAUCAAGGAGCAAAAAUUUCAUCCAUCAAGGAACGGAAGUAAAUCAAAUUCCAAAGUCAAAUCUGAGAAUUUGAUUAACCAUACUUCCCGUAUAAAUGGUAGUCUUGAAAAUCUAGGAAAGUCAAACAACGGUAGUAUGUCUGCUACCUCGUCUUACUCAGGACAAGAGAAUCAAAAUUGCACUCUCGGGUCUAUUCAUCGUCAUGCGUCUUUACGUGGUAAAAUGCGCGCAGGUUUGUUCAUCCCAACAGGCCAGGUGAAGGAGUUAAGUGAGUGCGCAACACGAUGCUGUGAGGAUAAAAAAUGCAACAUGGCAUUGGUCGUCAACGAGGAGUGUUACAAAGUGGAGUGCUUUCAUUGGACGCUCUGCCAAGUUGUAUCUUAUAGAGGCUCAUCCAAAUUCCAAUCGACUAUCAUCGACAUAAGAAGACGUCGUAUGGAGAAUUCGCACACAACAAGAAAACAUGAUUCAUUAAAUAUUUCCAGACCACUGAAAGAGAGCAAACGGAAAAGAAAAUCGAAGAAAGAGAACGUUUACAAGAAGUAUUUGCCUGUUAUUGAAUCAAGUGUCGAAGCACAAAGGCCAUCGACAAAGACUAAUUUAAACAACUCCAACAUUCUCUCUUCGCCAAUAAAUCAGUCACAAUACUCUAAGAGACCGAAUAAAAUUCGGAAUCUAAAAUCCCGUUCAAAUAGACCACAAACUGAAAAUGUACAGCGAGAGGAAUUAAAUUGUCGUAGUUCUUCGACGAAUGGAACUGGUUAUCUUAAGCCAGGUAGCUGGCUACUGAGUGGAACGACAAACAGCAGCGGCAAAUGUGUCGAUUUAUGUUGUUCACAAAAUGGUUGCGACCUGGCUUUUCAAAUUGGCGAAUUUUGUUACUCACUCGCUUGUUACAAGGACAGUCGUAGAUGUAACCCUUUAUCAAUACCGGUGGGUCUGUCAUAUCUUCGUCUAAAACGGCGACGAAAAUUGGCGAAAGUCGCAAAAGCAACCCAUGUUUCGAACAAUAAGUUAACGGAAAAUCCUAAUCACACCAUGUUGUCCAGAAACCAUGAUCUAAAGAAAACCAUGUUAAAGCCAUCUAGAAAGAACGUUGUUUCAAAAAGUUCUGCAACGGAACGAAUGUUGAUAUAUCGCUUCUAUGGAUGACUCUGUGAAUCUUAAACCCGAUCAAAAGAUUAGUGAAUCUGAAGGAGUUUGUUCAUACAGUGCAAAAAGGGACACGUUUUUUAGCGCAGG